AAAUGGCUCACUACCAUGACGACUAUGGAAAGAAUGAUGAAGUGGAAUUUGUCCGAACUGGCUAUGGGAAGGACAUGAUCAAAGUUCUCCAUAUUCAGAGGGAUGGAAAAUACCACAGCAUCAAAGAGGUGGCAGCUUCGGUGCAGUUGACUCUGAGAUCCAAAAAGGAUUACCUCCAUGGCGAUAACUCGGACAUCAUCCCUACAGACACCAUCAAGAACACAGUGCACGUGCUGGCGAAGUUCAAAGGGAUCAGAAGCAUCGAGACCUUUGCCAUGAACAUCUGUGAGCACUUCCUCUCCUCUUUUAACCACGUCACUCGAGCCCACGUCUACAUGGAAGAGGUCCCCUGGAAGCGCUUUGAAAAGAAUGGAGUCCAGCAUGUCCACGCAUUCAUCCACACCCCCACAGGAACGCACUUCUGCGAGGUGGAGCAGAUGAGGAACGAACCUCCCGUCAUUCACUCUGGAAUCAAAGACCUCAAGGUCUUGAAAACAACCCAGUCUGGAUUUGAAGGGUUCAUCAAGGACCAGUUCACUACUCUUCCUGAAGUGAAAGACCGAUGCUUCGCCACUCAAGUGUACUGCAAGUGGCGCUACCAGAGACGGGACGUGGACUUUGAGGCUAUCUGGGGUGCUGUCCGGGACAUUGUCCUGCAGAAGUUUGCUGGGCCCUAUGACAAAGGCGAAUACUCCCCUUCUGUGCAGAAGACCCUCUAUGACAUCCAAGUGCUGUCCCUGAGCCAACUCCCUGAGAUAGAAGACAUGGAAAUCAGCCUUCCGAACAUUCACUACUUCAACAUCGACAUGUCCAAAAUGGGGCUGGUCAACAAGGAAGAGGUCUUGCUGCCUCUCGACAAUCCCUACGGCAAAAUCACAGGGACGGUCAAGAGGAAGCUGUCCUCAAAGCUGUGACAUUAUGGCUCCAGCCAACUGCAAUUCUGGCGAUGACUGAGUGUUUACCUGCAAAAAUUCCAACUCAGGAUAUUGAUUGCUUUGU
Messenger RNA from Mastomys coucha (southern multimammate mouse), 999 nucleotides. Its product is annotated as uricase. The transcript is spliced from 8 exons. The record is from RefSeq and is a predicted model, not a curated record. Gene Ontology annotation, molecular function: urate oxidase activity. The coding region runs from base 3 to 914 and encodes 303 amino acids. Gene Ontology annotation, cellular component: peroxisome. Lineage: Eukaryota; Metazoa; Chordata; Mammalia; Rodentia; Muridae. Gene Ontology annotation, biological process: purine nucleobase catabolic process; urate catabolic process.